Messenger RNA from Psammomys obesus (fat sand rat), 3723 nucleotides. It is a transcript of the gene Syt9, whose product is annotated as synaptotagmin 9. Gene Ontology annotation, cellular component: membrane; dense core granule. The transcript is spliced from 7 exons. Lineage: Eukaryota; Metazoa; Chordata; Mammalia; Rodentia; Muridae. Gene Ontology annotation, molecular function: clathrin binding; calcium ion binding; calcium-dependent phospholipid binding. The record is from RefSeq and is a predicted model, not a curated record. Gene Ontology annotation, biological process: cellular response to calcium ion; calcium-ion regulated exocytosis; regulation of calcium ion-dependent exocytosis. Bases 64 to 1539 code for a protein of 491 amino acids.
GGCAGGCGGAGGGCUUUCUCCCGCGCCCGCCUGCCCGGUGCGGUCCGAGGAUGCGGGGGGGCGAUGCCCGGGGCCAGGGACGCGCUCUGUCACCAGGCGCUGCAGCUGCUGGCCGAGCUCUGUGCCCGAGGGGCCCUGGAGCACGACAGCUGCCAAGAUUUCAUCUACCACCUGCGGGACCGUGCCAGACCCCGGCUCCGCGACCCAGAUAUCUCUGUGAGCCUGCUAACCCUUGUGGUUACCGCCUGUGGUCUUGCCCUAUUCGGUGUCUCUCUCUUCGUUUCUUGGAAACUGUGCUGGGUUCCAUGGCGAGAGCGAGGCCUGUUCUCUGGUAGCAAAGACAACAACCAAGAGCCUCUUAACUACACAGACACAGAAACGAAUGAGCAGGAGAACAGCGAGGACUUCCUAGACCCACCCACACCCUGCCCCGACUCCUCCAUGAAGAUCAGCCACACUUCCCCUGACAUUCCCCUCUCCACCCAGCCAGGUGGCCAAGAGAACUGUGCCCAUGCCGUCCGCGUGCAGCGACAAGUCACAGAGCCAACACCAUCAGCUCGGCAUAACUCAAUUCGAAGACAACUCAACCUGUCCAACCCGGACUUUAAUAUCCAACAGCUUCAGAGGCAGGAGCAGUUGACGGGGAUUGGUAGAAUUAAACCCGAGUUGUAUAAGCAGAGGUCACUGGACAAUGAUGAUGGGAGAAGGAGUAACAGCAAAGCCUGCGGGAAACUGAACUUUAUUUUAAAAUAUGACUGCGACUUGGAACAGCUCAUCGUGAAGAUCCACAAAGCUGUCAAUUUACCUGCCAAGGACUUCUCUGGGACUUCAGAUCCUUAUGUCAAGAUCUACUUGCUUCCUGACAGGAAAACAAAACACCAGACUAAAGUUCAUAGGAAGACCCUGAACCCUGUAUUCGAUGAGGUGUUUUUAUUUCCUGUUCCCUACAAUGACCUUGAAGCUCGGAAGCUUCACUUCUCUGUGUAUGACUUUGACAGGUUCUCUCGCCAUGACUUGAUUGGUCAGGUGGUGGUGGACCACUUCUUCGACUUGGCUGAUUUCCCCAGGGAGUGCAUCCUUUGGAAGGAUAUCGAGUAUGUCACCAACGACAAUGUGGAUCUGGGUGAGCUUAUGUUUUCACUCUGCUAUCUUCCAACGGCUGGCAGGCUGACCAUCACCAUUAUAAAAGCAAGGAAUUUAAAGGCAAUGGACAUAACAGGAGCAUCAGAUCCCUACGUGAAAGUCUCACUCAUGUGUGAUGGCCGGCGACUGAAGAAGAGGAAAACAUCCACCAAGAGGAACACGCUUAAUCCCGUUUACAAUGAAGCCAUAGUCUUUGACGUCCCUCCUGAGAGCAUUGAUCAGAUCCACUUGUCCAUAGCUGUCAUGGACUAUGACCGUGUAGGUCACAAUGAGGUCAUCGGCGUGUGCCAAGUAGGCAACGAGGCUGAGCGACUGGGCAGAGACCACUGGAGUGAGAUGCUGUCAUAUCCUCGGAAGCCCAUUGCGCACUGGCACUCUCUGAUGGAGAAACGAUGACUAUGGAUAAGAAGACUGCUUGUGCCAAGGACACAGUCGGACAACCGUGUAACAAUGAUUUUAAGUAACUUUCCCCACCUAGCAACAUCCAGAUGACUCCAGCAACGAAAUGCUCCGCUGUACCCACAGCAAUACUGGCCCUCUUUCCAAAUUGGAUUUGGUGAAUCUGAAUGGUUCACCCACCUUCUUCAGGUGGCCCUAGGUGAUAUGCUGUAGGGAAGCUCAUCCUUCAUUGCCAAAAACCAAAUUUGACUGUGGAAGAAAGCAAGUGGCACAGUGAGAGUCCUGAGUGCCAAGACACCUAGUGAUUAAUGUAAGGCCUUGGUUGUAUGGGUGUGAUACUGGUCCUGGCAGUGGUCAGUCUAACAUGAAGUCAUUUGUAUGAAUGCCCUGGAAAGACAGAAUACUUUAAAAAAAUAUAUCCAGGUGCUAAAUAGGCAGCAGAUUUUAAAUCAAACUCUACUACCUGUGAGUUAAUGACUGUCUUCAGAGAAUAAUUUCACCCCCCCCCCAAAAAAAAAGUGUUUCGGUUUUCCAAGGAAUGGCCCAAGAGAAUCCUAGGCCAAGCAAGCCUGGAGGAAGUCUUGUGCAAGGCAGGUUAGUUCACAGCAAACUCUCAUGCACAUGGCAGAGUCCCGCUUGGCUGUGGCCAUUGUUCACUAACAAACCCAGAUUCUGAGAUUCGAAACAUUAUUUCCAGGUGGCCAGCAGCCACUUCCUUCCCAGUGGCAGUUCUAGAAUGAAAAGUGUCAUCCUUGUUAGAGAUGCCUGCCUUCCAAUGGCGUGCAUGUGCACCUUGGAAUGUUCUUUCCCAGACUCAGAAGUCUGUGUUCUAAAAUAAGAUCACUGGGAGAUGACAUGGGAUCCACUGAGAAAAGGCAUGGCUUUCGGGCUUUCUUUGACACAACUGCCUUCUGGGUAUUUCCAUAUGCAACAGCCCAGAGUAUAGACUUGGGCAGCCACAGACAGAGGCCCUUUCCUACUUCAGACAUCACUUUUGCAGCACUUGAGGAAUGGAAAUACCUAUAGGAAUGAAGGCCAAGGGCUCUCCCCAGCAUAGCUCAUCCAUUACCCAUCAUCCUUCUCAAACAGUCUACUGCCAGUUCUGCACCUCAUCCUCCCUGCUUUUGCCUCCAAGAAGUGAAACCAAAGGCCUCAGCAUCCCCUGACUGGACUGGGGACUAUGGACAGGUCCUCUCUCAUUAUAGGUGCAAAGCACCUCCACACACCAUCAUCACUGCUCCAAAACUGCAUUUCCCUUUCAGUCUCUUUAACAGAAUCCAGGGAUGGGUUGCAGUUAACCAUCCUGGAAAGCACCUUCUCUUUAUUUCAAUUCAUGUUUCAGUGUAGGUUGCACCAGGUAGACGCAGCAUCACAUCAUGUUGUUGGAAAGUUCUGGUUGCCAUACACACCUAGUUCAAGAAAUCCUACUGCCAGUGUCAGAUCUUAUCAGGUCUUGAAAGGGUGGAGGCCUUUGGUUGUGUAAGGCAAGGUUAAUUCACUCAAGCGUAGUGCAUUUCCCAGCCUGUCUGAUCCACUCCCAUCUCUUUUCAACUUCCAUUUGCAGGGGUUCAGAGAGAACCCCAGUUCUGCCUAUGUCUGAUAAAAUGAGAAAACAUACCUUUCUUUCCCAGUGGGUCCUCUCUACCCAUCCCUCCCCAUUCAGAUGUCCUCCAUCAUACCAGUAUUUAGAACCAAAGCCUGAAGGGCGAGUGCCAACAGAAUAGUGAGCAGAAAUAAUGUCAAUAGAUCCAAGCAGAUGUGCCUGGAGGAAUGGUCCCAAAGAAAUUAGAAUGGCUCCAGCAAAAGGUUAGCAGGUAGCCAUCUUGUUAAGCUUUGAUAUGUCCUUGUCAAUGGCAGCCCAAAUUGGGCUGAGGUAGCCUGUUGUCCUACCUCAGGAUCCCCUUGCCUUGAGCUAACAGCCCUGAGUUACUAGUGAAUAAGCCACUAACUCAAGGACACCUUUGUGGGGGCAUUCAGGCAAAGAAGACUGUCCACGUGGUGAACUUUGAUGGCUUUGUAUGUGGUAGCUUUACCUAGCCAGUACAGCUGUGAACAGAAGCUGGCUAUCAAAUUUUAAUUCCCUCAGCUCAUUUGCAACUCUGCCUCUGUUCUCUUGUGUUUUGUUUGGUUGCCUUUUAGUUUCCUAGUAAAUAUUCCUUUUGAAAAAUAAUCCAUUGUCGC